This is a messenger RNA of Stylophora pistillata, 652 nucleotides long. Its product is annotated as protein Mis18-alpha. The record is from RefSeq and is a predicted model, not a curated record. Gene Ontology annotation, cellular component: nucleus; chromosome, centromeric region; chromatin. NCBI's taxonomy places the organism in Eukaryota, Metazoa, Cnidaria, Anthozoa, Scleractinia, Pocilloporidae. Gene Ontology annotation, biological process: chromosome segregation; CENP-A containing chromatin assembly.
UAAAAUGGCGGUAAAUUCGAGCGGAACCUCAAAGAGGAGUGAAUUUCCUGGACCUAAAUUUGAAGAAAGUUUACCAGUUGUGUUCCAGUGUAACAACUGUAAUAAUAUACUUGGCGAUUCUUAUGCAUGGAUUUCAUCAAACCGAGAUCUCGAAGUGAUUUGCCUAAGCAAAGUAACACCAUUUAUACGUUCAGGUGAAUGUUUAGAGACUUCAACCACGGAAAGUGACAUAGGCAGCACAUUCAUCCCUAUACACUGUAAAUCCUGCAGUUCUCCUAUUGGUCGCAUCUACCAGACUACUCCAAAGGACCUGGAUCAUUUACGGAAUCAAUAUUGUUUGGAUAUGGAGCAUAUAAGAAGCUAUCAGGUGGGUUCUGAGGAUGGAAUGCAGACUUUACCAGCAGAGGAAGUUCUUGGUAUACCAACAGCUAAAGUCCUUCAGCAAGGAAUUCACAAGAUCGAAAGUGUCGUGCUCAUGCUGCUAGAGAGGUUGACGUUGCUGGAAAAAGAAGUUAAGGGCAACAAGGCAAAUAUGGAAGAUGAUGAGACAAAUUUAACGGCGACAGGUUCUGACAGUGCGAGGGAAACACAAAAGGAGAGCGACUCUGCCAAACAAAACAGAAAGAGAAGAAAGUAAUCCACAUUUAAUCUC